Saitoella complicata NRRL Y-17804 is the source of this 780-nucleotide messenger RNA. RefSeq lists its product as uncharacterized. Lineage: Eukaryota; Fungi; Ascomycota; Saitoellomycetes; Saitoellales; Saitoellaceae. The record is from RefSeq and is a predicted model, not a curated record. Bases 50 to 697 code for a protein of 215 amino acids. The transcript has a single exon.
CCAACACUGCCACCACCAAGAAAACCCCAACAAUCAAACAAACACCCAAAUGUUCUUCUACGCAUCCUCACCAAACCGCACAUCCGCCUACUCCAACGACCACCGCCAUUUCUACCGUGGCAUGCGUACAGCCUCCUCCCUCUACGACCAAAACCUCGGACCCUUCGGAAACGCACCCGUCAUCACCGGAUCUGUGCCACGAAAUGGAGGUGGGGGGCCGAGAGGAGGUGGGACUAGGGAUUGGUAUAACUGGGCGAACGCGGUGGAGCAGGCGACGGGGAUGAGACCAGUAUUGCCAGAAGAUCGGGAGCAGAGGAGGAGAGGGCCCGGGGGUGGUGGGGGCCGUGUUGCGCCCCCGACUGCGAGGGAUGCGAGUGUGUAUUUUGAUGAUUCGGCUCCUCCACGUUCGCCGACGCAGUCGCAACAGCAGCAAUAUAGACCACCACCGGGACCCCCGCCUCAAGCACAGCGACAGGGACAGGUUCCGCACCGAGCUGUGAGAUCGUUGGUCGAUAUCGCCUCAGCACCGUGUACCACACCCCGAGGGCCUGCACACCAGAGACCGGUACGAUCGAUGUUGGAUGUUGAACCACCGGGGCCGCCGGGUGGGAUGAAUGAUAAUUCUGGGUUGGCACCGCCGCCGAGUUAUGAGGAGGCGAUGCAUGAGGGGGCGGCGGAUCCCAGACGGAGGAGAUAGUGUGAAGAAGUGUAGGAGAGACUUGUGAGGAUGAGGUCUACUCGGAGGCAUGGUCAGGACGGUGUACGAUAUGAGUGUUUUAG